AUGCCCAACGAGCCCUGCGCCUCUUCCCUGCCGGUCAAUCGAAUUGUGCAGCGUCACAGCGCGGGCCUCGGCUACUACUUAACGUUGUCCUCCGGGCCCGCCCAGUUCUCCAUCAGGGCCCCGUACGAGACCCUCUCACACGAUCCAUAUCCCACCAUGUCGGACUCGUUUGUGACGGAGGCCUUUACGUUACUUGGGGUGGGCUUGUCCAUAAUCGGCCUCCGCUUGUACGUCAGGAUAUCCCAGGCUGGGCUGAAGCGUCUCCAUGCGGACGACUACCUGAUGGUCGUGGCGGCGGUGACCUACUCCAUAGAAACGUACCUUGCAUACUCGGUCGGGACAUUCUGGAAAGGACUCGCCAACAAUGGCAUGACGGAUGAGCAGCGGCGGUUGCUAGAUCCGCAUAGCGAGGAGUAUCGGUUGCGGGUCAACGGUUCUAAGACACAAGUGGCGGGCUGGUCCACUUACACCUUUCUGCUAUGGACCCUCAAAGCCGCCAUGUGCACUCUUUAUCUUCGGCUGACGGACGGACUCAACUACGAGAAGCGCAUUUAUGCAGGAUUCGUCAUCAUCGUCGUCACAUGGAUCUCGGUACUACUAUCCAUCCUGCUCGGCUGCCGUCCCCUGGAGAAGAACUGGCAGAUACACCCGGAUCCAGGCAACUUCUGCCAACCGGCCAUCUCCAAGAUCGACAUCUUCGUCACUGUCGUCUUGAACGUGGUGACGGAUCUCUAUCUCAUGAGCAUCCCGAUCCCCAUGCUCUGGAACUCCUCGUUGAAACCCCUUAAGAAAGCCGGCCUCAUAUUGCUCUUCUCGGGCGGAAUUUUCGUGACCGUGGCAGCCAUCUUGCGCUGCAUCCUCAUCAUCACAGACCCCGUCAACGGCGCCCAGCAGGCCGGAUCCUGGGCGGUACGGGAGACGUUCGUUGCCGUCAUCACAUCCAACCUGCCGAUGAUCACGCCCCUCAUCGCCCACUGGGCCCGUCCCAUCAUUGGAACUCUGCGAUCGCUGACAUCAUCCAACAAGCUCUCCGGGCUCUCUAGAAGUAGCAGGUCUGGGAACAAACGGGGGGCCUUCGUCCUCGAAGACAAGAACCCGCGCCGCGGCAUGGGACCGCGGAGCGUCAAUCCGAUCCCCGUCACCACGAUCAACGGCAGCGAUGAGCACAUCAAUCCGCCGCAGGCUGACGACGGGAGGGUGACCUCCUACGAGACGGACAUCGAGCUGGGGCGGGUUGCUUCUCAGUCCAAGCAUGGCGCAAUCAUCAAGAAGACCUCGGUUGAGGUCACCGAGUCGAGGGUCGGGGAGCCCGAAGAGGCGGGGACGGGGCAAGACAUCGGCGAUUACUACCUCGUCAGGCAGUCGAAGCAGGAUGCGGAGCGACUUGCGGAGAGGGAAGCCGCUGGCGAUGGAAGGACAUCGAGCAUGCAAAGGCCGUUUGAUGUAAGGUUUUAG
Messenger RNA from Chaetomium strumarium, 1455 nucleotides. RefSeq lists its product as uncharacterized. The transcript has 7 exons. NCBI's taxonomy places the organism in Eukaryota, Fungi, Ascomycota, Sordariomycetes, Sordariales, Chaetomiaceae. The record is from RefSeq and is a predicted model, not a curated record. The coding region runs from base 1 to 1455 and encodes 484 amino acids.